This is a messenger RNA of Cotesia congregata, 741 nucleotides long. The record is from the annotation of a GenBank genome assembly. Lineage: Eukaryota; Metazoa; Arthropoda; Insecta; Hymenoptera; Braconidae.
AAAUAUAAAAUGUAUAAAGAAAAUCCUGAUAUACCGAUUCCACUGAGAACAUUAAAUAGAUGGACUGCAAAAAAAAAUGUUGAUAAUGGAAAUCAAGACUUUGGUGUAUUAAGUUUAGAGAAUGAAAAACGUGAUGGAGAAUCUAGUGAGGAAAACACCAGUGACAAUAGCUACGAUCAACAAAGAAUUGAUACUAGCGAUAAAUCAGAAAAUAAUGACCAUUAUAGUGCAUCGAGCAUCAACGAAGUAAUUGGUAUUGAAGACGAAGUAAUCGGCGAUAACUUUGAAUUAAUAGAGCCUAGUUGUACGAUUACUACUGAAAUCCAGGAUGAUGAACGACAAUUGAUUGCUUCUGCAGGGUUCAACUACAAAAAUUUAAAUAUUUAUGCUCGAGUAAAAAUAUAUAAUGAAAUUUAUACAUCAACAAUUUAUAAAGCAAUUAAAACGAACAGUUUCACUGUGAAAAUAAUUCAGAAUUGUGAUUCGUGUAUUUAUGGAAUGAUAAAAUUUUUUUUUGAGAGUGAAAGUCAGUUGUAUUUUAUAGUUCAAUGCUUGGCUGUAAAUCAUGAAAAAAUGAUGAUUCAGACAAGUACAAAAACAGCAGUAAGACAUAUAAUACCUGUAACAGAAUCAUCAAAACACUUGCUAAUAAAACUUACCGAGGUAAAAAAUAUAUGUCAGCUUGUAUGUGUAGGGGAAUACAUUUGUAAGAGACCUGAUCAAUUAAAAAAAGUUUGGUAA